GUCUUCUGCUUCAGAAAACUUAGGUACUUCUGACAAGAAGUUAGUAACGUGCGGUGACAACUUUACGCACAGGGAUUAAACCACGCCACUUAAAUAACGCAACCCGUGGUCAUAGAAGAGAGGGGGUCACAGCAGUGUAGCCUACUGUGCGACUAUAGCCUUUUGUAUCGACUUUGCACGUUACUGAUUGACAACACUUGAUUACAUCCGACCCCACGUGGAGAAAACCAGGGUUCAUGUGUGACAUAUACAGCCUGGAUUCGCAGUGCGUGUCACCACAAUGCAAGAUGAGUUGGUCAAUGGAGCCUGCCAAUUUCUACGACAAUAACAAGAGGAGCGGUCUUCAGGAGGUCUGCAAGCCCGGGCGAGGGGAUGGCACGGGCGAAGACGGCACCAUGGCCGAGUUAAGCACAGCUCCUGCGAUGUACGACGAUGAGAGUGCCAUUGACUUCAGCUCGUACAUAGAGUCCAUGACAGCGGUGCCAAACCUUGAGCUUUGCAACGACGAACUUUUUCUCGAUCUGUUCAAUACUGUGAAACAAGAAAAGAAUGAUUUCUACAUGCAAAACUCGACAAUCAACAACCCGCAGCAGCUGUCAACCAACACAUACACAGUCGUUGGAAGCCAAAAAGAAUUCGAGAGGAAACUCGACGUUGGAUAUGACAAGAUGUUCAGUGCACCAAUUAAACAUGAGCCGGAUUGGAGUGACAGUGAAAUGUCCUCGUCACUACCUUCCCAGAUAGAAACCUGCGCACAGACCUCGGUCAGUUUGCCUAUGGGACAACCUACGCCACCAUCAACCCCAGAGCCGCUCUCUUCCGCGAGCUCAGCCCACUCCUCACCUCGUAAAAUCGGAAAGGAGAGGGUGAAAAAGUCUGUUGACAGAUACAGCCACGAAUAUCGUCAGAGACGGGAGAGGAAUAACAUUGCUGUGAGGAAAAGCAGGGACAAGGCAAAGCAACGCAACCUUGACGUACAGCAAAAUAUGAUUGAACUGGCUGCGGAGAACGACAGAUUACACAAAACUAUAGAGCAGCUAACUCGCGAGUUGACCGGUUUGAGAGAAUUCUUCAAGCAGUCAUCGUUUGGGUCCACGGGUGCGGACAGUCGAUAAUAGAUUAUUGGCAUCUCUAAACGGAACUUUUAAAGACAUACCUCAUACAUAUUUACCAUCUGUAACAGAUGCAUUUUAAAGCUUACCUUCAUGGCACUGGAAAUGUUGGACGGAGCCUACUCAUGUUGAUGCCAUAAUCUUUUUUCGGGGGAAAAAUGCAUUUUUUUACAUUAAAUUAUUUUACCACUUCAUUUACAUGUUUUUAUACCAGAUAUGGUACAUGUUUUAUAAUUCCAAACUUUGUAAAAAAGCCAGAGCAUGUUUGAAUUUUAUAUAGUUUGUAUAAAACAUUGAAAUACUUGGAAUCUAUAAUAAAAUUGCUGAAAAGUUA
Messenger RNA from Osmerus eperlanus (European smelt), 1446 nucleotides. It is a transcript of the gene cebpd, whose product is annotated as CCAAT enhancer binding protein delta. The transcript has a single exon. Gene Ontology annotation, molecular function: RNA polymerase II cis-regulatory region sequence-specific DNA binding; DNA-binding transcription factor activity, RNA polymerase II-specific. NCBI's taxonomy places the organism in Eukaryota, Metazoa, Chordata, Actinopteri, Osmeriformes, Osmeridae. Bases 237 to 1115 code for a protein of 292 amino acids. Gene Ontology annotation, biological process: regulation of transcription by RNA polymerase II; DNA-templated transcription; regulation of cell differentiation. The record is from RefSeq and is a predicted model, not a curated record.